GUCAUUUAUGCACACAAAUUUUAGUUUACUUUUAUACAAGUAUUUAUCGAGUUUUUAAUCUCAAUUAUUCUUUUGACAAUAAAUUUUAUUAAAAAAAUAACUUCUUAAAAAAAAGUUAUUUUAAUCAUUUAGUGAUAUUGUAAAAUAAAAUCUGUUAUUACAGACGUGUGAUUUGCUUGAAACUUUUUCGAAUAAAAAUUAAAAUAACAUGAAUAAACGGCAAAGAAAUCCCAUUGACUGUGAAUAUGACAAAUCUAAUCAUAAAAUUCGAAAAAUUGAUUUAAACAUGUCUUCUCAUGAAAAUAGUUGCAUUGAUUUAAUCAGUAAUAAUGAUAAAGAUGAUGGAUAUUCGAGUAAUAUAAUUAAAUCAGAAAACAAUGUCAGUGAUGACAAUAAAAAUAUAUUGAAUGAAAGCAAUGAACAUUUUGAUGUAAAUGAUGAAACUUUAAUGAAUGAAUUGUUAUCUCAAUUCUCAGAAAAUAAUGAUAAUGAAGAAACAAUUAUAAUUGAUUCAGGUCAUGGUGAUAGUAUUCUCUCAAAUCAACAAAAGAUUUCAUCUUUGAAUUGCUCAGGAACAAGUCAAAUAUUAAAUGGAAAUGAAAAAGAUACUAAUCAUGGGAAUUCCAGAAUAAGUGCAGGAGAAAUUCAAUACGAAAAUAAUUUUGACUUUAAUUGCGAUGAUUGGGAAGAUGAAAAAGAUGGUUUGGAUCUUCAUGAAUUUACUAGAUGUAAAAUUAUUGAUAUACAAAAGCAACGAUUAGAGACUCGACUUACUGUAGAAAGUGUAAAUUCUUUUAGUUGUGCUACAGUUGCAUGUUCUGGAAGUUGGAGAGAUGUAAGAAUUAAAGUGGGAGAUUUAGUUGUAAUUAAAGCAAAAAAACUUGUUGAUGAAUUUGUGGUAAAUAAUGAUUUUGGAAUGAUUGUUUCUCAACCAGAUGAACUAGUAGCAGGUACAACAGUAGUCCAAGGAAUAUUUUGUGAACGUAAAGGUGUCUUAUUGCAAAAGUACAGUGGAAUUAAUUCUCUUCCCAACAUUCCUGCUACUGAUGCAGUCAUGACAUGUGGUAUUAUAGUGCACGAGUUUCUUCAAACGGCACUUAAAAUGGAAAUAUACGAUUUAGAGAGCUUAUGGAAACUUCUUGAAACGAUAUUACAGUAUCCACAUAUAAUACAAAUUUUAUAUACUUCAAAUCUUACUAUAAAAGCAAUUAAAGAAAUGGUUGAUGAAUAUGUGUUAAAAGUAUUUCAAUUUUUAAAACGGUAUGUCUUAGGAAUUUAUCCUGAAGGCCAAGAUGAAAACUUUCAAGGCAAAAUUGAAUGUAUCAGAGAUAUAGAGGAAGAUGUUUGGCUUCCUUCGUUGGGAGUAAAAGGUAAAGUUGAUGUCACUGUAGAAGUAAGUCUUAAUAAAUGCGCACGUAGAGUAUUACCUCUCGAAAUAAAAACUGGACGAGCAAUAUUCUCUCAUGAACAUAAGGGUCAAUUACAUUUAUAUUGUAUGAUGAUGGAAAGUUUAGGAUAUAAAUUGAAUUCAGGACUUUUACUUUACAUAAAAGAAAAUCAAAUGCGAGAAAUCAAAAGCACAAGACAUGAAGCAAGAGAUUUAAUUCUUUUACGAAAUAGUUUAGCUUAUUAUUUAUCAAGAGACCCGUAUAAGGUAGAAAAAAAUUUAAUAGGCAUAAAGGAUAAAGUUAAAGUUUGGACAUUACCAGAAUUACCAGAACCAAUAAAUCACGCUGCAGGUUGUAAAAGGUGUCCAUUCAACACUAUUUGUUGUGUUUAUGCAAAAGAAGCUAAGCUAGAGUUUCAAGAAGAUCAUCAUUAUAAUAAAGUUCUCAAAGAAGCUUUAGCACAUCUCACUCAUGCUCAUAUUGAAUAUGUAGUGCAAUGGAUUUCUAUGUUACAGAUAGAAUAUGCCCAUAAUAAGAGUCUAGAAGGGAAUCGAAUUAUUUGGUCUCAAAAACCUGUAGUAAGAGAAACUCAACGUACUUGUUUAAGUUAUUUGAAAAUUGACGGACCUGUACAGCAAGAAAAGAAUGAAUUUCAUCAUACAUUUUUACGUGCUUCAAUAAAAGAUUUAAAAAUAAAGCCUCCUGUAAAGAAUUUUAACGAUGUGUUUGCUAUUGAAGAUUAUAUUAUGAUAAAUACUUGUACAAGAAUUAAUAUUAUUACAGGAAAAGUAAUUGCAAUAACUAAAGAUUCAAUAACAGUUUCAUUAAAGAAGAAUAUUACUAAAUUCAGUACACAGACAUAUUAUCAUAUUGAUGCUGUUGCUCCAUUGACUAUGCCAUAUCAACUUCUUGGUACUGUCGCUACUUUAUUAGCGGAUAAUAAUAUUACUAAAAGGUUAAGAGAAAUGAUUAUUGAUAAAAUACCUGCUCAAUUUUCUGAUGAGAUUCCUGAAAGUUUAAAAACUAAAAAAGCCAAAAUUAUAAUGGAACGGCUUAAUAAAUAUCAGCAAGAAGCUCUAAGAGCUGCUGUACAAACUAAGGAUUAUGUUAUGAUUAAAGGAAUGCCUGGGACAGGAAAAACUCAAACACUUGUUGCAUUAAUUGAACUUUAUAGUACUUUAGGAUAUUCUGUAUUAAUUUCUGCACAUACUCAUAUCGCUGUUGAUAAUAUUUUACUUAAAUUACGUAAUAAAGGACUAAAUUUUUUACGUUUAGGUUCAAAGAAUCGAAUACAUCCACUUUUACAUGAAUAUUCUGAUGAAAAUUUACUUAAACAGUGUAAAACACCAGAAAUAUUGGAAUCUAAAUACAACAAAAUUAAAAUUGUUGGAGUCACAUGUUUAGGCUCAAAUCACCCACUUUUAUCAAGACGAAUUUUCGAUUAUUGCGUUAUCGAUGAAUGUACACAAAUAUUACAACCAAUAAUUAUUCGUCCAUUAUUUAAUGCAGAAAAAUAUGUUAUAGUUGGAGAUCCUGAUCAACUUUCAGCUGUCGUUAAAUCUAAGGAGGCGCGGAGUAUUAUGUCAAAUUUAGGUAUGAGUGAAGAUAUGUUUAGCAGACUUGACAGUAAAAAUAAUACACGAGUUUUAAAACAACAAUAUCGAAUGAAUAAACCAAUUAUGGAUCUGGCAAAUGAUUUGACUUAUAAAGGAGAACUUUUAAUGGGGAAUGAUAAAAUAUCAAAUGCAAUAUUACAAUUCACAAAUACAAAAAUUCUAGAGUCUUGCGAGGAAUGGGUAAAGAAAGCAUUAAUAAAUGAUUUAGAGCAUGCAAUUGUGGUUUUGAAUACACAAGAAUUGCGCAAUUUGAAUUUAAAAAUUAAUUUUGAAACUAUUCCUCACAAUGACACUAGUCAUUGUACUAAUUAUUUUGAAGCUGGAAUAGUAAUGCGACUGUUAAAUGUAUUGAUACAAGUUGGUGUUAAAACAGAUGAUAUUGGUAUUAUAGCACCGUUUACACAUCAAGUUAAUUUACUAAAACGUUUAGUCAAAAAACAAGUUGAAAUUAAUACUGUAGAUCAGUAUCAAGGACGUGAUAAAAGUGUGAUAUUGCUUUCAUGUACGAAAAAUGAUGUGAAAGACUUCUAUUCCCAAAAACGUGAAUAUGAAAUUCUGGAAGAUCAUACACGACUCAAUGUUGCUUUGACACGUGCCAAAAACAAGUUAAUAAUUAUUGGCAAUAAAGAAAGUUUGAUUCGAUAUACACCAUUUCAAAAGCUCUUUAGUCUUAUUAAAAAAGAAGAAAUAGUCUUGAAAAAUAACUUUGAUGAUUUUUCAUGCGAUAAACUGUGUCAACUAAUCGACGAAUAAUUUUUUUCAAAUAUCAAAUGUUUUUAUAUUUUAUAUAUUAUUGAUUAAAUGUAUUUUUAA
Chelonus insularis is the source of this 3817-nucleotide messenger RNA. It is a transcript of the gene Dna2, whose product is annotated as DNA replication helicase/nuclease 2. Gene Ontology annotation, biological process: replication fork reversal. The record is from RefSeq and is a predicted model, not a curated record. The transcript is spliced from 6 exons. NCBI's taxonomy places the organism in Eukaryota, Metazoa, Arthropoda, Insecta, Hymenoptera, Braconidae. Gene Ontology annotation, cellular component: cytoplasm. The coding region runs from base 209 to 3757 and encodes 1182 amino acids. Gene Ontology annotation, molecular function: 5'-flap endonuclease activity; single-stranded DNA helicase activity.